GACGCUGUCUAUACAAGCUAGUGCAUCUUCAUCAGCGGAGAGCGAUCAGACAUCACGAUCGAGUAGAUUGGCUACCACGGUCCUCGGGGUGGACGCUGGGAGCAGACUAUCGUCAUCAUGGCAAGUUGCGCCGUGUGCGUAGCCAGUGCUACAAGUGGUGUGAGACCAAAGCUCCGUGGCGCCGCCGGAACUUGGAGAUUGCAAUGCUGCUCUGGUCAUCACGAUUCUUCUCCUGCUCAUGAGCAUCGUUCAUGUCUUGGUGCAGCCGUCAGUCUAUUUCCAUGAGAAGCAUCUGGCGGCGUGUGGUGGUAUUAAGGCGUUCUUAGCUUGCCCUCAAGAUACAAGAUUACAAGCUCAUGAACAUGGCGGAAGGUCAAGUGAAUCCUUCAACACGCUGUCCGUGAGAUGCGCAGUGAGAAUACACAAUCUAGCUUUCGUCUGUCCCCAUGAGAUGGAGCUAAACGACACGUAUCCCUCAGAUCAAACAUAGUUAGCUUUCUGCUUUGCAGCAUCAGUCGUUCUUCGUCGAGAACCGUACUUGCGCCUUAUGGCGGUUCCAUUCCGGGCUGAAGUGCUUUGCCACCGACCGCUAUUUCGUGACUUGCUUCUCACGACAGCCCCGUGCUUGUGUCGAUCACCAGAUACGUGAGGUCUUGCAGUUUCCGACAAUAUGGCUCUAACUCAAAGACUACUGCUUCUACUGCCUGCACAUCUCUGAUUUUCAGAUAGAAUAUUCAAUAUUGUUGGAAGUAUCGUCUUGACUGAUCUAAUUCUAUCAAGACUCUACCACCAACAUUACUGAAUACUUGCCUCUGUCGUCUGUAAGCACUAAUCAAACUCUGCAAACUUCCACAAACAUCAUCGACAAGAUUCUUCUCGUGAAAACCGAGAAAAUAGAUGUGGGCAUAGAUUUGCAGACAUAGGCGAAUCUCUCGAAAAGGUUAUGAAAAGAAAUUGGUGGAAUCUCUAGCAGUUUUGAUUUACGUUAGCCAUCUGAUAUCCAAAGAUCAUGAUUCUUUCUGAUAUCAUUGCCUUGCGACUCAUGCGGUCUCGAUUUAUAAAGCGUCGCCACAGAGUACCCA
Messenger RNA from Marchantia polymorpha subsp. ruderalis, 1082 nucleotides. NCBI's taxonomy places the organism in Eukaryota, Viridiplantae, Streptophyta, Marchantiopsida, Marchantiales, Marchantiaceae. The record is from the annotation of a GenBank genome assembly.